Loxodonta africana (African savanna elephant) is the source of this 7359-nucleotide messenger RNA. RefSeq names its product cell growth regulator with ring finger domain 1 (gene CGRRF1). Gene Ontology annotation, biological process: negative regulation of cell growth. The record is from RefSeq and is a predicted model, not a curated record. The transcript has 6 exons. NCBI's taxonomy places the organism in Eukaryota, Metazoa, Chordata, Mammalia, Proboscidea, Elephantidae. The coding region runs from base 5433 to 6251 and encodes 272 amino acids.
UUUUAAAUUAUGCUUUAAGUGAAAGUUUACAAUUCAAGUCAGUUGCUCAAACAAAAACUUAUGCAUACAUUGUUAAUGUGACCCUAGUUGCUCUCCCUACAAUGUGAUUGCACAUUCCUUCUCUCUACUGUGUAUUUCCUAUGUCCAUUCAACCAGCUCCUGUCCCCCUCUGCCUUCUCAUCUUGCCUCUAGACAGGAGCUGCCCACAUAGUCUCAUGUGUCACUUGAGCUAAGAAGCACAUUCCUUGCUAGUAUCAUGUUAUGUCUUAUAGUCCAGUCUAAUCCUGUCUGAAGUGUUGGCUUUGGGAAUAGUUUUAGUUUUGGGCUAAUAGAGAGUCUGGGGGCCAUAACCUCUGGUGUCCCUCCAGUCUCAGUCAGACCAUUAAGUCUGGUUUUUUACUAAAAUUUGAGGUCUGCAUCCCACUUUUGCCCUGCACCAUCAGGGAUUCUCUGUUGUGUUCCCUAUCAGGGCAGUCAUUGGUGGAAGCCUGGCACCAUCUAGUUCUUCCAGUCUCAGGCUGGUAGAGUCUCUGGUUUAUGUGGCCCUUUCUUUCUCUUGGGCUCAUGUUUUCCUUGUGUCUUCGGUGUUCUUCAUUCUACUUUGCUCCAGGUGGAUUGAGACCAAUUGAUGGAUCUUAGAUGGCCACUUGAUAGCGUUUAAGACCCCAUAUGCCACUCUCCAAAGUGGGAUGCAGAACAUUUUCUUAAUACAGUUUGUUAUGCCAGUUGACCUAGAUGUCCCCUGAAACCAUGGUCACCAGACCCCCCCACCCCUGCUACUCUGUCCCUUGAAGUGUUUGAUUGUAUUCAGGAAACUUCUUAGCUUUUGGACUAGUCCAGUUGUGUGGACUUCCCCUGUAUUGUGUAUUGUCCUUCCCUUCACCUAAAAUAAUGCUUUUCUACUAUCUAAUUAGCGAAUGCCCCUCUCCCUUCUUCCCUGCCACCCUUGUAACCAUCAAAGAAUGUUUUCUUCUGUGUUUAAACCUUUUCUUGAGUUCUUGUAAUAGUGGUCUCAUACAAUAUUUGUCUUUUUCCAACUGAUUAAUAUCACUCGUCAUAAUGCCUUCCAGAUUCCUCCACGUUAUGAGAUGUUUUAUGGAUUCAUCGUUGUUCUUAAUCGUUGUGUAGUAUUCCAUUGUGUGACUAUACCAUAAUUUGUUUAUCCAUUCAUCCAUUGAUGGGCACCUUUGUUGUUCCCAUCUUUUUGCUAUUGUAAACAGUGCUGCACUGUACAUGGGUACGCAUAUAUCUAUUUGUGUGAAGGCUCUUAUUUUUUUAGGAUAUAUUCUAAGGAGUGGGAUUGCUGGAUUGUAUGGUACUUCUUUUUAUUUUGAGGUUUCUAAGGAAGCACCAAAUUGAUUUCCAAAGUGGCUGUACCAUUUUACAUUCCUACCAGCAGUGUGUAAGUGUUCCAAUCUCUCCAUAACCUCUCCAACAUUUAUUAUUUGGUGUUUUUUGGAUUAAUGCUAGCCUUGUUAGGGUGAGAUAGUAUCUCAUUGUAGUUUUGAUUUGCAUUUCUCUAAUGGCUAAUGAUCGGAACCUUUCUUAAUGGCUAUGUUAGUGUUAUUCUCUUAAACAUAAUUUUCCUGCUCUGAGAAAAAUAGGUAACUAAUUGAUCAUUGUAUUAUAUGCUUAAUUUUUUAUUUUAGAUGAGUCAACCAAUUAGAUAUCUUAGAUAUCUAUCUUUAGUAUUGGGAAGGGGAAAAUGAGUGAAGGCCAUAUUAAUAGCAGUGGUAGCACCUGUGGUUAGAGAGUAGUCAGGAAUCUCAUGUUUAUAGUGGUUAAGAGACAGACUUAGAAGUCAGACAGACCUAGGUUCAAAUCCUGACUCUGUCAGUGAUAGGAUAAUAUCUAUAUACUUACAAGGAAGACCAGUAAAUACGACUGUUAUUCAAAUUUAUGCACCAACCAGUAAUGCCAAAGAUGAAGAAAUUGAAGAUUUUUACCAACAUCUGCAGUCUAAAAUUGAUCAAACAUCCAGUCAAGAUGCACUGACAAUUAAUGGUGAUCGGAAUGUGAAGUUGGAAACAAAGAAGAAGGAUCGGUAGUUGGAAAGUAUGGCCUUGGUAAUAGAAAUGACUCCGGAGAUCUAAUGAUAGAAUUUUGUAAGACCAAUGACUUAUUCACUGCAAAUACCUUUUUUUUUAACAACAUAAACAGCAACUAUACACAUGGACCUUGCCAAAUACAAUACACAGGAAUCAAAUCAACUACACCUGUGGAAAGUGGAGAUAGAGACGUUCAGUAUCAGCAGUCACAAGUCCAAGGGCCGAUUGCAGAACAGACCAUCAACUGCUCAUACUGAGGUUCAAGUUGAAGCUGAAGAAUAUUGAAGUCAAUGAGAACCAAAGUAUGAUCUUGACGAUAUCCAUCCUGAAUUUAAAGACCAUCUCAAGAAUAGAUUUGACACAUUGAACGCUAACGAUCAAAGACUAGACGACUUGUGGGGUGACAUCAAAGACAUCAUACGUGAAGAAAGCAAAAGGUCACUAAAGAGACAGGAAAGAAAGAAGAGACCAAAAUGGAUGUCAGAAGAGACUCUGAAACUUGCUCUUGAACAUAGUAGCUAAAGCAAAAGGAAGAAACGAUGAAGUAAAAGCUUUACAGAAGAUUUCAAAGAGAUGCUUGAGAACACAAAGUAAAGUAUUAUAAUGAAAUGUGCAAAGACCUGGAGUUAGAAAACCAAAAGGGUAGAACAGUUUCAGCAUUUCUCAAGCGGAAAGAACUGAAGAAAAAAUUCAGACGUCAAGUUGCACUAUUGAAGGAUUGUAUGGGCAAAAUAUUGAAUGAUGCAGAAAGUAUCAAAAGAAGAUGGAAGGACUACACAGAGUUACUGUACCAAAAAGAAUUGGUUGAUGGUCAUCCAUUUCAGAAGGUAGCAUAUAAUCAAGAACUGAUGGUACCGAAGGAAGAAGCCCAACCUGCACUGAAGGCAUUGGCAAAAAACAAGCCUCCAGGAAUUAAUUGAAUGCCAAUUGAAAUGUUUCUAUAAACAGAUGAAGUGCUGGAGGUACUCGUCUGUCAGGAAAUUUGGAAGACAGCUACCUGGCCAACCAACUGGAAGAGAUCCAUAUUUGUGCCCAUUCCAAAGAAAGGUGAUCCAACAGAAUGUGGAAAUUAUUGAACACUAUCAUUAAUAUCACACACAAGUAAAAUUUUGCUGAAGAUAAUUCAAAAAUGGUUGCAGCAGUACAUUGACAGGGAACAGACAGAAAUUCCAGCGGAUUCAGAAGAGGACAUGGAAUGGCAUCUGCUGAUAUCAGAUGGAUCUUGGCUGGAAGCAGAGAAUAUCAGAAAGAUGUUUACCUGUGUUUUCUUCACUAUGUGAAGGCAACAGACUGUGUGGAUCAUAACAAAUUAUAGAUAACAUUGCGAAGAAUGAGAAUUCCAGAACACUUCAGUGUGCUCUUGCAGCACCUGUACGGAGACUGAGUGGCAGUCAUUCAGAUAGAACAAGGUGAUACUCUGUUGUUUAAAAUCAGGAAAAGGGUGCAUCAGGGUUGUAUCCUUUCACCAUACUCAUUCAUUGUGUAUGCUGAGCAUGUAAUCUGGGAAACUGGACUGUGCAAAAAAGAAUGUGGCAUCAGGAUUGGAGGAAUGCUCAUUGACAACCUGUGAUACGCAGAUGAUGCAACCUUGCUUGCUGAAAAUGUAGAGAACUUGAAGCACUUACUGUUGAAGAUCAAAGACUACAGCCUUCGGUACUGAUUGCUCAUUAACAUAAAACAAAAAUCGUCACAACUGGACCAAUAAGCAAUAUCAUGAUAAAUGGAGAAAAUGGUGAAGUUGAAUCCACAAUCAACGCUCAUGGAAGCAGCAGCCAGGAAAUCAAACGAUGUGUCUCAUUGGGCAAAUCUACUGUAAAAGACCUGUUUAAAGUGUUCAGAAGCAAAAAUGUACCUUGAGGUCUAAGAUACAUCUGACUCAAGCCGUGGUAUUUUCAGUCGUCUCACGUGCAUGUGAAAGCUGGACAGUGAAUAAUGAAGACUGAAGAAAAACUGGUACAUUUGAAUUAUGGUGUUGGUGAAUAAUAUUGAAUAUACCAUGGACUGCCAGAAGAACAAACAAAUCUGUCUCGGAAGAAAAUACAGCCGAAAUGGUCCUUAGAAGUGAGGAUGGUGAGACUUUACCUCAUGUACUUUGGAUAUGUUAUCAGGAGGGACCAGUCCUUGGAGAAGGACAUCAUGCUUGGUAAAGUAGAGGGUCAGUGAAAAAUAGGAAACCCUCAACGAGAUGGAUUGACACAGUGGCUGCAACAAUGGGCUCAAACAUAGCAAUGACUAAGAGAAUGGCGCAGGACCAGACAGUGUUUUAUUUUGUUGUACACAGGGUCACUAUGAGUUGGAACUGACUUGAUGACACCUAACUGCAAUAACCGCUUAGUAAUAUCCUUGUACUGAGAUCUGUUUUGUCUGUAUUUAUAGUGACUGUGACUCUUCUUUUUUUUCUUCUUUGAUUAAUGUUGGCAGGAAUAUCUUUUUCCAUCCUUUUACGUCUAACCUGUUUUUGUUGUUAUAUUUAAAGUGGGUUUCUGGUAGGCAGCAUAUAGUCAGGUCUUGCUUUUUAUUUAAUCUGGCAAUCUCUGCCUUUUAACUGGAAACUUUAAAUCAUUUACAGUUGAUAUGUUUUUUGAUAUGGUUAGACUUAAAUCUGCCUUCUUGCCCUUUUUUUCUAUUUGUGUCAUCUGUUCUUUGUUCCUUUUUCCCUCUUUUUCAGGCCUUAUUUGUAUUAGUUAAGUAAUUACUGUGAUUGUGUUUUAUCUCCUUUGUUGGUUUAUUAGCUAUAACUAUUUUUUAGUGGUUGCUUUAGAGUUUAUAGUAUAUGUCCAACUUAUCACAGUCUACCUUCAAGUAAUUUCGUACCACUUCAGACGUAGUGUAAGAACCUUACAGUAGUACACUUUCGUUUUUUUCCCCUUGCUGGACUUUGUGAUACCGUUGUCAUAGACGUUUACUUCUAUGUAUAUUAUAAACCCCACAAUACAUUGCUGUUAUUUUUCCUUUAAAUAGUUGAUUAUUUCAAAAGGGAGUUAAAUAAUAAGGAAAACAUUCUUUAUUUCCCCGUGUAGCUCCUAUUUCAUUGCUUUUCAUUUAUUUGUAUUGAUCCAGAUUUUCAUUUGAUACCAUUUUUCCUCACCUGAACGUCUUACUUUUUCUCAUUGCACAGGUAUGUUGAUGAUGAAUUCUUUCAGCAUUUGUUAUUUUUGAAAAAGUCUUUAUUUUGCUUUCGCUUUGACUUGUGAAAGCAAUUGUAUGGAAUUCUGUGUUGACUUUUUUUUUUUUUAGUUCUUUAAGGAUGUUCUGGCAUGUAUUGCUUCUGACAGGAAAGCUGCUGUUACUCUUAUUUCUGCUCCUCUGUUUGGUUGGGAUGUUCCGGUAAUUCUGAGAAAUUCAGAAGAGACCCAGUUCAGCACGAGAGUUUUCAAAAAGCAAAUGAAACAAGUUAAAAAUCCUUUCGGCUUAGAGAUCACCAACCCAUCUUCAGCUUCAAUCACAACUGGUAUAACCUUGACAACAGAUUGCCUUGAAGAUAGCCUCCUCACAUGCUACUGGGGGUGCAGCGUUCAAAAAUUAUAUGAAGCUCUACAGAAACACGUUUAUUGUUUCAGAAUAAGUACUCCCCAAGCAUUAGAAGAUGCUCUGUAUAGUGAAUACCUCUACCAAGAGCAGUAUUUUAUUAAAAAGGACAGCAAAGAAGAAAUAUAUUGCCAGUUACCAAGUGAUACCAAAAUUGAAGACUUUGGUACAGUGCCCAGAUCUCGCUAUCCUUUGAUAGCAUUGUUGACCUUAGCUGAUGAGGAUGACCGAGAAAUUUAUGAUAUUAUUUCAAUGGUGUCAGUAAUUCAUAUUCCUGAUAAGACUUACAAGCUUUCCUGCAGAAUAUUAUAUCAAUAUUUACUCCUGGCUCAAGGUCAAUUUCAUGAUCUAAAGCAACUUUUCAUGUCUGCAAAUAAUAAUUCUACUCCCUCAAGCAGUGCUUCUCCAGAAGAAAAAAGCACAGACAGAAUUUUGUUGGAAAAGGCUGGACUUUCUGAAGGUGAAGCGGAGCCACCUGAGGAGAACAGCAAGGAUUGUGUUGUCUGCCAGAAUGGGCCAGUGAACUGGGUGCUCCUGCCAUGUAGACAUACGUGCUUGUGUGAUGGCUGUGUCAGGUAUUUCCAGCAGUGCCCAAUGUGCAGGCAGUUUGUUCAGGAAUCUUUUGCACUUUGCAGUCAAAAAGAGCAAGAUAAAGACAAACUGAAAACUCUUUGAAGAUGUUGUUAAAACUGAAAAGUACGCUUUCUGCUGAAGAUGCCGAAUUUUUUGUUCUUGGAAUUAAUCAUAACAUGGAAUCUACAGUGUUGAUCAUCAGCAAAAAUUAUAUUUUAACUUCAUAUUUAUACAGCACAUGGAUGAUAACAAUUAUCCGUUUCUGCUUGGUAUGGUAAAUACUGGCAUGCCACCUGUGUUAAUACAUAAAAAUUCAUUCAGCUAAAGAAGAAUGUCAACAUUUGGCUUUUUAAUCAGCUAGAGCAUUUCAUAUAAUGCUGAUUAGAAAAAUCAUUCUAAAAAGAAAUUCUAUCUAAAAUAUGAGGAGGUAGAAGACUUAAGAUUGCAAAAUGUUUUCCCUUUGACAUAUGCUGGAGUACAAUUAGGAAAAUAAUUCUUCUUAAAGUAAUUGUAUGACCCCUCCCCCCAGUUUAUGAAGGAGUUGGAAAAGGCUUCUUCAGACCCUUUCUUGAAACAUCAAUUCUUAUAAACAUCAAUUCUUUGUUUGCUUUCUUAUAUCCCAUAUCAUUAUAGUUACAUAAACAUAAACACAAGCCUUGAUUUUUAAAUGUAGCUUCUUAAAUCAUAAAUGCAAGAUAUAAAUUCUUGAUUGUUCUCAGUGUAUCGUAAAAUGAUACUCAUCUAUAGGAGACAGAUAUAAAACUUCUAUAAUAAAAUUUCUUGGAUGAUUAUAUUUCUCAUUAAAUGUGAUUAGAUUAGCAGAGCGGCACAUCUUACAAAAUGGAGAGUGUGAUCUGCUCACAAAGAUCCCAUUUUCUCCCUGUGAGACUCUUAAUACCUUACCUCAGAUUUUCUCCAGCACAGCAAAUCCAUCUAAAACCAGAGGUUGGAGCCAGAAAAAUCACUAAAAGAAACAGAAAUAACUAUUUUUAUAAUGUAUUUUUAUUCCGAAUAAACACCAUGCCCUUCUGGAAAGUACAUUAUUUUGUUCAUUUGUUGUUAUGUCCUGUUGUUAAGGAAACCGAUAGGCAAAAAAGAUCUUCCACUUUUUCCACGAUGACUAAAAAGAUAAAGGUAAACCUGAGCGAAAAUUUCCUUCAACUCACCAAGAAAAUAGUUCGUACCAAAUAAACUGUGACAUUCAGGGAAA